Messenger RNA from Eurytemora carolleeae, 1157 nucleotides. RefSeq names its product Golgi apparatus membrane protein TVP23 homolog B. Bases 462 to 1085 code for a protein of 207 amino acids. The transcript has 5 exons. Gene Ontology annotation, cellular component: Golgi membrane. Gene Ontology annotation, biological process: vesicle-mediated transport; protein secretion. NCBI's taxonomy places the organism in Eukaryota, Metazoa, Arthropoda, Copepoda, Calanoida, Temoridae. The record is from RefSeq and is a predicted model, not a curated record.
GAUAGAUUAGUUCUAUCCAGUUCAACGACUGGAUGAUACUGGGCAGUAAAGGAGAGAUAAGGGCUAUUAAUUAAAUACCAUCUCAGAGAUGCGUUCGAUGAGACUUUAGAAACGUUUGUACAAUUUUUAUUCAUUCUUUUUUAUUAAGUUAAAGAAUAAAAUACUUUGUGGAAAACCCUGUAUUACUAUAUAUAUUUAUAAAUAUAAGGAAUACAGUCAGAGAAAGACUAAAAGGUUUGGAUACAAGCAGCAACAGUUGAAAUAUCCAUCUUAUAAAAUAUAUUCUAUAAUGAAUGGAUAUAAUAGAUACACUGGAUAUACUAGAUUACAAGAUGAGGAUCUGGAUACCAGAUCUAUCUCUAAUUACAUAUCCUAGGUUUAAGUAUGGCUGAAUAUACUAGAUUACAAGAUGAGGAUCUGGAUACAAGAUCUAUCUCUUAUUAUAUAUCCUAGGUUAAAGUAUGACUGGAUAUACUAGAUUACAAGAUGAGGAUCUGGAUACAAGAUCUACAGUUAACGCAUCAAUCUCUAACGAUAGGAUCAUAGAGCAGAAGCAAGGACGACCUUCUCACACCAUGAUAUUAGUUCUCCACCUCAUGUUCAAGAUGAUGUCAUUGGCCCUGUACAUGUUCGGUUGGCUCCUCACCUCCUCCUUCAUCGCCUGCUUUAUCAUGAUCACCCUCCUCCUCUCCGCAGAUUUCUGGAUCGUCAAGAAUAUCUCCGGCAGGCUUCUGGCUGGACUCAGAUGGUGGAGUGUAGUAGAAGAUGAUGGAAAGUUGAGCUGGAGAUAUGAAUGCUGGACAAGUGAGGAGAGAGAGUUGGCUAAAUCUAAGGAUUCCAAUAUAUUCUGGGGAGGAUUAAUAGUUGCUCAGGGAGCAUGGUUCAUAUUUGCAACUAUAUCUCUCUUCAGUUUACAUUUGAGAUGGUUUCUUCUCUGCAGUGUAGCUUUGUCAUUGAAUGGAGCAAACCUGUUUGGUUCUCUGCGCUGUCGGUUAGGCCAGGUCAAUAUCAGGCAAAAGGUCACAGAGUACAUUACAGUUAAUGUACUUAAAAGAUCUCAAUCCAACACCCAACAAAAUAUCUGAUUUAUUUGAUUUGAAACUAAUUUAUAAAUAUUGUAUUUAUGUGAUUGUUCCAAUAAAUUAAUAAAAUGUAAG